CUGCAGUCGAGACAUUACUCCCUGUUUCUCUCUAAAGACGCCAGUUGAAUUAAUAUUUGGAUCAGAGGAAUCUCUGCCCAUCUCUGAUUGUAGAAAUGUCUGCUGCCAGCUGUCUGCUGACUGAAGAUCAGCUCCUGUGCUCCAUCUGUCUGGAUGUCUUCACUGAUCCUGUCACCAUACCAUGUGGACACAACUUCUGUAAAAACUAUAUCACUAAGAACUGGGACAUAAAUGCACGACACUAUUGUCCCAUCUGUAAAGAUUUGUUCAAAAGAAGGCCUGAGCUGAAGAUCAACACUGACAUCAAGGGGAUAGCUGCUCAGUUCAGACAGUCAGCUCAGCAGGAAUCCAGCAGCAGUAGCUUAGAGAGAUACGUUUCCUUACCAGGAGAAGUUCCCUGUGACGACUGCACUGGAACCAAACUGAAUGCCCUGAAGUCCUGCCUGGUGUGUCUGGCUUCUUACUGUGAGACUCACCUGGAGCCUCAUCUGACCAAGUCAGGUCUGAAGAAACAUCAGCUGAUCGACCCUGUGGAGAACCUGGAAGACAGGAUGUGUGAGAAGCACGACAAACUGCUGGAGCUGUUCUGUAAGAACGACCAGAGGUGUGUCUGCAUGAUGUGCUCAGUUAGCGACCACAAGACUCAUGAUGUUGUUCCUCUGAAAGAAGAAUAUGAAGGAAAGAAGGCCAAGCUGGACAAGAGAAAGGCUGAAAUGAAUCAGAUGAUCCAAAAGAGACGACUGAAGAUGCAGGAGCUCAGACGCUCAGUGGAGCUCAGUGAUGAGAACGCAGACAGAGAGAUAGCAGAAGGUUUUCAGGUCUUCACCGCUCUGAUAGAGACUGUGCAGAGAAACCUCAACAGACUCAUCGAUUCAGUCAAAGAGAAACAGGAAAAGACAAAGAACCAGGCUGAAGUCUUUAUCAGAGAGCUGGAACAGGAAAUCUCUGAGCUGGAGAAGAGGAGCACUGUGGUACAGCAGAUCUCACACACUGGAGACCACCUCCAACUCCUCCAGAACUUCACGUCUCUGAACGCUGCCCCACCCACCAAGGACUGGACUGCCAUCAGAGUCCAUCCACCUUCAUAUGAGGGGACUGUGGUGAGAACUGUGAAGCAGCUGGAAGUGAUGAUUAGAGAACAGAUGAAGAAGCUGGUUGGAGCUGAGCUGAAGAGAGUCCAGCAGUAUAAGGUAGACAUGACACUAGAUCCUGAUACAGCACAUCCUAAACUCAUCCUGUCUGAUGAUGGAAAACAAGUGUAUGAGAGUGACACAAAGAAGAAUCUCCCAGACAAUCCAUUGAGAUUUGAUACUUGUCCUAAUGUCUUGUCAAGGCAGAGUUUCUCUUCAGGCAGAUUUUACUACGAAGUUCAGGUUAAAGGAAAAACUGACUGGGAUUUGGGGGUGACUGAGGGGUUAACAAACAGGAGGGGACAGAUUAUAGUAAAUCCUCAGAACGGUUACUGGGCAAUACGUUUGAGGAAUGAAAAUGAGUACAAUGCUCUUGCCGACCCUUCAGUCCGUCUCUCUCUGAAGUCUCAUCCUGAGAAGGUGGGGGUGUUUGUGGAUUAUGAGGAGGGUCUGGUCUCCUUUUAUGACGUUGAUGCUGCGGCUCUGAUCUACUCCUUUACUGGCUGCUCCUUUGUGGAGAGUCUUUACUCUUAUUUUAGUCCUUUCCUUAACAAUUCUGGUAAAAACUCUGCCCCACUGAUCAUCUCCUCUGUUCAGCAAACAAUAAAUGUGGAACCAUUGACACUCCGAGGAAGAUUUCGUCUCUCACAGAGAUUUAGAUCCACUCUAAACUUAUCAGGCUAAUUUGAAACACAAGCAGGUCAAAAGCAAAUCCCAGAAUGAUGAUUAGAAGUUAACCCAAACAUCACCAGAGCAGAGAAUGCUCCCUAGCUUACUGUGAUCCCUAGAGUUGGUUAAAGCAUAGUAGUGCCCAGAUGUGUCCUGCCACUAAUAGGACUUUGUCAACAUUGAAAAGUUACUGAAAAUAGUGCAAUGCUUCUUGCAGUUUGGUCAAAUCAAGGUUGGUUCAUUUUCUCACAAUGAAUGAGCAGAGAGGGCGCACUCACACUAGGUCAUCCGUACCGUGCCGUAUUCUAACCGUGCUGAAGCCCAUUUCACCCCCUCCCCUGUCCCCCCUUUGGCCCGCCCUCACACUGCUGCGUCAUGUGCCGACGUCAUCACUCGAAGCAUCCACCGUUGAUGAACUUAUACGUGUUGAUGACUCAGUAUGCAUAAGUGUUGUUUUUAGGCUGUAAAAUAGCAGCAGAUUUAUUUGAUAUCUGAUCUGGAGUUAUGUCACCUGACCUGGGAUCAGUAGUUACAUUAACUAUACAGAGCCCAGUGAGAAGAGAGAGCAAGAAAGAGGUUCACAGCGGAGAAUUGUCACUCACAGCAUAUAAUCUUGAGCCUGCUCGCCUCUGCUGAAUGAAACCUGGACUUAUUAACUCGUAUGAGCUCCUACAGUCAUUCCUCUGCGUUUUCUUAUACUAUCUGAAUCCCCCUAGCAUCCCUUUAUGCGCAAUGAACUGUGCCAUCUAUGCGUAAUUCUGGAUGCCUGUUGCACCAAACAAGCUCUCAUGUCAUAGACAGCCUCUGUACUGAGCAGGAUUAAGUGAGUGCACCCUAAGAGUCUGGAUAAGAUGGUCUGCAGUAGCGUUUGACUAGACAACUUUACCAUCAGCACACACCAACCACAUUAUUUUGAAUUCAUUUCAACUGAACCAAACAAGGUUAGCAUUCUUAAUAAUCAACAGGCAUUGCAUUUGAUUUUCUUUUCCUCAGGUUUUCUCAGUGGCCGUGUUUCAAUGUAAAAAUGCUCUCUGACAUGUUAUUCUCUUUUGGUAUCUAUCUGUAGCACCUCUUCCUCAAUAUGCUCCUGUAAAUAACAGGAUGAACUAACUGCACAUUGUGACAUGUAUGCCUUUGUUAACCCUACUUCUCAUUUUUGCAGGAGAACGUUUAGACUUGCAAAACUUCACUCUGAGGUUCCAUUAUCCUUGUCUGACCUUUAAGCAUGAAUGCUUUGACUGGACUGAAGUCUGUAUCAGCGUCAUGCUCUACUGUACUGAUUUCUUUGCAAAGGCUUUAUUACAUAACCUUCAGUCAUGUUUAUUGAUAUCAUAUUUCAUAUUCCUCUGCAAUUUCAAAUGGUUUUUAUUAGAAAUGUUGAA
Cheilinus undulatus (humphead wrasse) is the source of this 3181-nucleotide messenger RNA. Its product is annotated as zinc-binding protein A33-like. Bases 96 to 1814 code for a protein of 572 amino acids. Gene Ontology annotation, molecular function: protein binding; zinc ion binding. NCBI's taxonomy places the organism in Eukaryota, Metazoa, Chordata, Actinopteri, Labriformes, Labridae. The transcript is spliced from 2 exons. The record is from RefSeq and is a predicted model, not a curated record.